AUAUAAGAUAGCUUGAGAGACAAUAGUCGGAAGAUCAUUAACCCUUGCGCCAGCUUAAAUAUAAAAAAAGAGACUACAAUAAAGUCCUAUUUAGAAAAUGCAACUCUUACAAAAGGAGUCUCUGCCGUAGAAUAACAAAGCGCAUACAGGCGCCGCCAAGUAUAAUUCUGUCGGACCAAUCGUAUGACUUGCGAUCCAUUACGUCAGGUUGGUGUAUAUCAAUUGCGUAGGCGGAUUAAAAAUACGACAUUUGCGUUCAAUACAGUCUUCAGGAGUCAAAGGAAGCCGGUGAAUUCAAGGAAGUCCAUGGUAACUCAGAUGACAAGAACUCUGCUAAGAAGCCAAGCAGCAGUGCGUAGAAUUAAUUUUCUGAAUCCUCGACGUUAUUUCUUCCAUUGGCUGACAGUGAUGUUCAAUAGGGUUGACGAGGAUCGCGUAAAGGAACUUGGGCCCGAUCGUGUCUGUGCGGAAUGGCUUCUGAGGAAUGGCGCGUCUGUCAAAUGGAAGGGAGUUAAGGAUUAUAUAAAGGAUUAUAACCUCUUACCUGGUACCGAAGAAAAGGAACAUUAUUAUAUUGAAGCUGCCGAUGCUACGGACUCUGCGAUUAGCGAUAUAGGGUUUCCUCACUUUAAAGGUUGCAGGUAUAUCGAGGAGAUAAAACUCGUCCGCUGUGCUUAUAUUGAAAAUGAGGCUUUACCUUUACUUCGUGUAAUAAAAGAAUCGCUGAACCAGCUCGAAAUUGUAGAUUGUUACAACAUAACAGAAGAGGGUCUUUAUAGCUUGCAGAAUCUUUGGAAUUUGAAGAAACUAAGGAUAAGUGGUACGCCUUACGUCAAGGACAGAUCCCAGGUCUUGAAUAAACUACAGAAAAGUUUGCCAAACUGUAAUAUCCAAUAUGAUGAAUAAUAAUUUUUUCAAUAAAUAAAAUAAAUACAUUAAUUA
Cephus cinctus (wheat stem sawfly) is the source of this 942-nucleotide messenger RNA. Its product is annotated as ATP synthase subunit s, mitochondrial. The coding region runs from base 184 to 906 and encodes 240 amino acids. Lineage: Eukaryota; Metazoa; Arthropoda; Insecta; Hymenoptera; Cephidae. The record is from RefSeq and is a predicted model, not a curated record. The transcript is spliced from 5 exons.